AAAUUCUCUUCCCUUCCCCUGCUUUCUGAAAAAGCACAAGCUCUUAAUUUAACUAGUGUGUAUUGAAUCAAAGAUGGUUAUUUAUUUAACCAUAUUGCACUGCUACACCCUGCUACAAAAGGUCACUUGCCUUGGAUGGUGGUAGGUCUUUGUCCUUUCUUUGCAGAAUGUUUGUUGUUGCAUUCGAUUUGAGCACAAUUGGCAGCUUAAAACCCUCCGUAAGCUCGAGAGUUGAUGUGCAAGUACAAGACCGAGAUGUUAAACUGGAAAAAAAAGAAGGGACAGGUCAGGGUUGCAGCUGCCUUACCCUGCAACAGCUUAAAAGUACUCAGACUGAGUGUGGAGAACAGGCUCCAGUGGCUUAGUUCUGAGAGAGGGGCCGGGCUCACAGGUUACUGUGCCCCGUAGAAUAACCCGUCAGCAUUUCGUUACCUGCCUCCCAAACACCUUGACAAUUCAAGCAACAAAACGCUAAGGCACCAGUCAGUAAGAUUUCCCAAAGCCCACCACAUAUGCACUAAUGGUAACGUAUUGGGAAAGCCCAGCUUAUGACACUAAAUGGUUACCUUAAAAUGGACAUAAGUAUAUAUUUUUAAAUAAAAUGGAGAGGCAAUAAAUUGUGAUUAGCUCUUUACAGUCAAAUGAAGAAAAGUUAUUCUAUUCUGGACUAGAUUUGAUGGAAGAGGGAACUCGUAUGCAUACUUUUUUAAUAAUUGCAAAUGGCAAUAACAAGAAAGCUAUGAGCAAUAAUAUUAACAGUUCAUUAUGAUACUUUUUUUGUAGAGUGCACAUGUAACAGUGGAUUCUUAGGAGCCUGUAAAUUUUGGAAUUCUGCGUAGAUUUAACUUAGGUAUGCACUGGUGAAACGAAGGUUUCAGCUGCAAUGUGUUAGAGAAACACAGGCAUAAAGAACAACAGCCCAGCCUGCUGUUAACCACGCUCACUUGCGUUUUAUUGUUAGACCCUUGCCUCUCGAGCAGGGAAGAUUUUAAAGUACAGUAGAACUCUGCCGUAACUGAGUCUUCCAGAGGAUUCAAUCAGAAAAAGGCUUAUUAACACCCUGUCUUGCUAUGCAAGUUGUAACUACUUAAAUAUUGCAACAGAAUGUAUCCCUGUCGUUUAUGUUUUAAAACUCGGAAGUCUCAACCUUUUGGUAUCUUCUGGGGUGAUGCUGAGAAAAGGAAGUUUGGUUUAACACGGUGUUUUUCUAAAAGACCAUUACUGGACCCAGGAAUUUGGAUUGACCUCAUGACUUGCACAGAUUGAAGCCCAACAGGGCAGUGGUGAAUGUGACAUUACGUAGUUUCUUUUGGGAUCCGUUAAAAUAGAAGUACAAAAAGCAGCUGACAGACAGAAGGUAACUGCAGGUAGCUCUACCUUACAUACAGCUACACGUUUAAGGCAGGCAUUGUUUCGGUAAGAAGCUCACGACCGCGUGGGGAAUUCUUCAAGCCAUAGAUGGAAUAAUCUAAAUUCUGAUUCUAGCGUGUAACCUCGCUCCAGUAUGAAAGAGGUACCUUGUGAAUUUGCACUAUUCUGAUUGCUAAUGUUGUGCAGAAUGAAUGCCUUACCUGUUUUGCUCCCCGAUGUUUAGGUUUAUAAGCUUUCUAAUGUUUCGAGUUACGCUGAACCAAAACCAAAAAGCGCUUCCCCCAGCCCCAUUCCAAGGGCAGUCGGAUGGCUGCGGGAUGGCCAGCUCGGUAGGAUAGCUGCGUCCCGUGCGCAGCGCUCAGCAGGAGGUGGCAGAGGUACAGCAGUGACCAUACAGCACCCCCGUACUUGUUGGGAUGGAACCAUUUGCUGAACGUGUGUUCCUAGGCAUUACCUUUACUUGUGCAGACUGACCAAGAGACCUUUGAUGCUGAUUUUCGAGGCGCGUCAGCCCUGGGCUGGUUGGACUUGCGUCAGCUGCCCGGAAUGGCAGUCGCUAGGUUACGAACUCACGCGGAUCUCAGUGAAGGGUUGGUUGUACGUGUUGUGCAUCAGUCAGAAUUGCGGAAUCGGGACAAAUGGUCGUUACGUUUGUAAAACCGUGUACAGAAGAUUUUUCACUACGUGCCUGGCUUUGGUGUCCAUUCGGCUGAAAUUAAUCGAGAAGGUGCAUGAAGAGAAGCAGGUAGAAACAAAAAGUAUAUGUAGAGAUGACUAUUUUAUAUUACAUGGCCCAAUCCUGUAUUUAUUUCCCCCCUUUUUUGAAGUAUUUAUAAAGACCUAGUCGAAGACAGCUGUAUUUUUUGUUAAGAUAUUCGGUAGAAUUGUGCCUUUUUGUCCGUACGUGAAUAAAUGCUGUACAUUUUUGCAGUACGCUCACAGCGGUGUUUAGAAGGCGCAGUGAUUACCGAGGCGCCGUUCGGCACAAGCCGCUCCCGGCGGCUCGCUCAGCUCUGCCCCCCUGCGCUGCGGGGCGGCGAUGUGCGCGCCUUCCGUUGGAGGCGGGGCGGCGCUCGGCGGAAGGGGCGGGACGGGAGCGGCGGGGCCGCUGUGGCCAUGGCCGCCGUCGCGGAGGAGCUGCGGGAGCCGGAGCGGGACGGGGGCUGCGAGCACUACCGGCGGGGCUGCCUGCUGCGGGCGCCGUGCUGCGGGAAGCUGUACCCCUGCCGGCUGUGCCACGACGGCGCCGAGGAGCACCGCCUGGACCGCUUCCGCGUGGCCGAGGUGCAGUGCACGCGCUGCCGCCUCCUGCAGAAGCCCCAGCGGUGCUGCGAGGGCUGCGGCAGCCUCUUCGGGGAGUACUACUGCGAUGUGUGCCACCUCUUCGACCGCGACAAGAAGCAGUACCACUGCGGCGAGUGCGGCAUCUGCAGGAUCGGCCCCAAGGACGACUUCUUCCACUGCGCCAAAUGCAACCUGUGCCUGAGCCUGAGCCUGCGGGGGAAGCACAAGUGCAUCGAAAAUGUCUCCAGGCAGGAUUGUCCCAUAUGCUUGGAGGACAUUCACACAUCCCGUGUGGAAGCUCGCGUUCUGCCGUGCGGUCACCUGCUUCACAAAACAUGUUAUGAAGAGAUGUUAAAAGAAGGCUACAGGUGUCCUUUGUGCAUGCACUCUGCUUUAGAUAUGAGAAGGUACUGGCGUCAGCUGGAUGAUGAAGUAGCACAAACUCCUAUGCCCACAGAGUAUCAGAACAUGAUGGUGGAGAUUCUCUGUAAUGAUUGCAAUUCCCGGUCUACAGUGCAGUUCCAUCUCCUAGGGAUGAAGUGUACAAACUGUGAAUCGUACAAUACUGCCCAAGAUGGAAAAUCUAAGCAGCCUGUGGAGUAGCAGUGCCUAAGCAACGUGCUGCAUACGGCUGGACAAGGAAGACCCUACUGUGGAAGAGGCUAUCUGUUAAAAUAAAUUGUCAGUAAACAUUAUUCAAAGGUG
Messenger RNA from Phasianus colchicus (ring-necked pheasant), 3360 nucleotides. RefSeq names its product ring finger and CHY zinc finger domain containing 1 (gene RCHY1). Gene Ontology annotation, biological process: ubiquitin-dependent protein catabolic process; protein ubiquitination. Gene Ontology annotation, cellular component: nucleus. The record is from RefSeq and is a predicted model, not a curated record. Gene Ontology annotation, molecular function: zinc ion binding; ubiquitin protein ligase activity. Lineage: Eukaryota; Metazoa; Chordata; Aves; Galliformes; Phasianidae.